GAUUAAGCGAAUAAACCAAAGUUCUAAAACUACACAUUCAGAAUGGAAGCAACAACGAUUGACUGGAAUAUGACAUCUGCUGUGACCCCAGGUAGGACCAAUGUCCCUUGUCCCUCGAACGAACUUAGAUGUUGGCCACUUUGGGUAAAUGUCGCUGUACCUAUCAUUAUGGUUGUGAUAUUCUUUGCUAUUUUAACCAUACUUUGGUUUCUACCAAAUAAGGGUGUGAAACGAGCGCUGGCUAAAAAACAAGAAUCUGUGAAUGACGUCAUAAAACAGAAUGUUAAAUCUUCCACACAAGUAAAUACUAACCCAAGCUUCACAAUGACAGAUGAAAAGAACUAUGUUACAAUUCAUGAAACACCCGAAGACAAAAAUGUUUCCCAAGAACCUGACCCAAGAGUAACAGUAUAUGGCUUGCAAAUAGCGACAGGUAUAGUCAAAGCCAGUGACAGUGACAACGAACCAAAAAGCCCUUCAGCCAUAUCCAUCACCAGCACUACCUUACUCGUAAAUAACUGUACUUUAUAGAGUAAAAGCACGACCACCAUAGACCCAAUCUGAGUGUGUAACAUAGUUUAGCAUGUGCAAUCGUACAAUAUGUAAUGGAUAAACUAGUAAUGGAUGAAAUCCAUCACAUGUCAACAAAUAAAACUUAAUUCAAAUCCCCAGUUUACAUUGAAUAAGCAAAUAAAAGAUGUUCACUAACACACAUCAUCCUGGAUCAAUUGAGGUUACUAGUAUAAUAUGUAGCAGUUAUAGAAUUCGAUCACAAAAAUAAAGGUUGUACUCUACAGAUUUAUUUAUGAGACAUUAUCACCCUCCCCCCACCACACCAAACUAGUUCUCACUAUAAGUUCUCGAAAACGUGCUUAAAUUGUGAACGAACAGAUUGGACGUACUUAGAUCCGUCCGGGGUUUAUUUACCACCUUCAGGAACGUACUCGAGCCAGUAGGUCCUCCAGAACUUCAACGCUCAAAAACUUUCUGGUGGUCGUCACGUUCAGCAAUCAGAACGAGUGAUUACCUACUUAAGACGAAAAGGACGUUCUACGAACGGAACUGUCGUACUUCAAACCUAUUAGGAACGUAAUUACGUUAAGACGUUGUUCUGUAGGGCGAAAAUAACAGUCGUAUGAGUUGGAGAAAGUGACUUAUGACAGAAAACAUUGCACUGGUUACCAUUGCAAUCAGGAUAAGAGGGGACUAUAAACACAUUCUGCAUGUAAUUCAUCUACAAAGGAUUGGUAUCGAUAUGGUG
Messenger RNA from Owenia fusiformis, 1261 nucleotides. Lineage: Eukaryota; Metazoa; Annelida; Polychaeta; Sabellida; Oweniidae. The record is from the annotation of a GenBank genome assembly.